AUGGAUCUUUCCGUUCUGGUUGGUUCAGACGAUAAUCGAAUAGACACCCAUGAACUAGAGCAGAUGAGGAGUAAAUUGGAGGAGGUAAUUGUGGUAAUACGUUGUACGGCUCUCGAAAAUCGACCACGACUUCCGCGCAUACCCCUAAGCAAGUGCAAUCGGGAUGUCAUGAAGGCUCUGAACCCAUUGCUGGCAACUCACUUGGAAACCACCCGGGACUUUUGCGAUACGGAUUUGAUGCUCUUUGGCGCUGCUUUGACAGUUUGGCGCAUUGGCGGUGCCAAACUUUCCACGUCUGGACGUGCUACUGGACAAAGAAGUGCUAUCCCAGCCUGGAGAAGAAAGAUUGAGGACCGUAUCGCAAACGCAAGGGCCCUCAUCGGCAGACUGAUAAGCUCAGGUCGGGCAAUAAUAGGCCGAGAAUUGUGCGCACCGUCAUAG
Parnassius apollo (apollo) is the source of this 441-nucleotide messenger RNA. The record is from the annotation of a GenBank genome assembly. Lineage: Eukaryota; Metazoa; Arthropoda; Insecta; Lepidoptera; Papilionidae.